AUGACUUUAGACUUUGGUCAAAAAGAUAGUACAGUACAUUGCAGUAUCUGCUCCAUGCUGUAUACACCGAGUGACGCUGAGGAUCUGAAGACCCACGCUCGUUUCCAUGCAAAUUUUUUGAACCAAGAAAUUAAGGUUCCUCGCUGGCAGAACCAGCAGGUGCUGGAAGAUUUCCUUGAUGGAUCUCGUAUUAUCGAACUUUCCCUGACUGAUCAUAGGGGAUUCAAAUUGUACACCAAAGUUGCCGCACUCAUGAAUCGAGAUCUGGGCCAUGAUCUACCCGAAGGUCGUAAUGCUGCCGCCGAAACCUGGCCACCAUACCUCCGCGUUUUCGUUUUCGUCGAGGGUAAGAAAAAGCUGGCAGUUGGGUGCUGUUUUGCCGAAGAGUUGACGCGCGCCUCUGUGACCGAGCGUGGAUAUUCACUGCGCCGUCUGCAGGGCGGCAGACAGUCGCUCGUCUCGUGGCGCAUUCAGCACGACUCCGAGCAGCCCGCAGUCCCGCCACCUCCUUCAGAAAAACGUGAUAGCAUUUUAUUCCCUCUUUGUGGCAUCCGACGGCUAUGGGUGGCAGCGAAGCACCGUAGACAGGGUGUGGGGACGACACUCAUCGAUUGCGUUCUCAAGCACUUUAUCUACCUCACGCAGCUUCCUCGCUCACAAGUCGCCUUCGCCGAACCCACUGCCAACGGCGCCGAUUUUGCCGCUAGUUUUACCGGCCGUGAAGAUUUUAUUAUUUAUUGA
This is a messenger RNA of Mesocestoides corti, 741 nucleotides long. NCBI's taxonomy places the organism in Eukaryota, Metazoa, Platyhelminthes, Cestoda, Cyclophyllidea, Mesocestoididae. The record is from the annotation of a GenBank genome assembly.